AUGGCGACUCGCGGCGCAGUGUGUCGUUGGAACGUUAGAAGGUUGAGCGAGAAGCUGUGACAGAUAAGGAGAGAGAGAGAGCGCGCGGGACGUGAGAAAAUGUCAAAAUGGGAGAAGAAGUGACGAUAAAAAGUAACAACGCUCACACACGGUCACCGCACACUGCUGUUUAAGCAUGUCCACAGAUGACAGUAUCUCUGAAGACGUGUCCAGCUCUGUGGCCCUAAGCCACGAUCAGAUCAGUGCCAAUGAUGGGAAGGAGAGCGAGGUGUCCAUCGUCUCCUCUGAGGACACGGUGUCCGGACUCCCCGAAGAGGAGCGGCCCGCGUCUCGCCCUGCUCAGACCCUGGAGGGCUUCCUACAUACGACAGAAGGGACAAAUCGACCCUCCACUACACCAGCAUGCAACAUUUCUAACAAAAUAAGGAAUCUGUGUCUUCGUACCGAGGAGGAGUUCGGCUCAGGGAGAAGUUUGCCCUUCAUCAACCCCAGCUCCAUAGAGACCCUCAGAGCCCUGGUGCAGGAGAUCCAGAGCAGUGGAGAGACGAACCCUGAGAUCUGGAAGAACUGUGAGGGCCGGUGGCUACAUCUCUUUCAGUUGGUGGAAAAGCAAUAUCAAGAGCAAAUACUUGCUCAACAGGACCAGUACCAGUGCCAAAUACAGCUCAUACAGGAUGAAAUUAAGGCGUUAGUGCAGUUACAGAACCGCCAAAUCAGCUCUCCGGCCCUGCAAACUGGAAAAACCCACAAGCUUUCAGAAGACCAAGCAACCGAAACCGCAUUCCCACAUUCGGCCGCAGGGCCUCUGUCACCUCCUCAUCUCACUGUCCAUCCUCAAGACAACUCUGAGGAGGGGAUGGUCACCGUUAUGAGCAGCGGAUAUGGGACACUAUCCACUUGGGAGCACAGAUUGGACCCGAGCCGGGCCAGUGUAGCGGAAGGAAGGGAUGAGGGGAUCUGGUCCCCGAACCAACAGGAUGGCAGUUUUACGCCGUCCCCGAUACCUGAUACGAACCCACUGAGCAGAAGCCUCACAGAUAAUGACAAGCGUCAGAUGACAGACGCUAGUGGAUCUAAUCCACUGACUGAUCAACAAACAGUAAUAAGUCAACCUCUGACCUCAUGGGCCCAACGGCAAAAACACAAACCGAGAAAAAACAGGAGGACACAAAUCAGGACAUCACAUGUAGAGGAGAGAGACAGGAGUUCGACAGGAGCAGGAUCUCCUCAGGAUCACACUGAUAUUUUGUCCAAUCGUGGACGCAGUUCAGCCUCUGUGAAUUCAUUGCCUUUGAAGAGAAGCGACAGUCUGAUGUCUGAAGCUUCAGGCCUCUCUUACUGGAGGCUGGAUGAGAGUGAGUUAUACCGCCCUCUACCUGACAACUUUGAAGGUGGUUCUUUCCUUCUACAUCAGACUCCAGAAGACAACCGACUCUCUCUGUCUCUGCGUGAAAUCUACCACAGCAAACAGAAAGGAGAUCCCAAAAGUCAUGAGUGGGACUCCUUAAUCAACUCCCCAAACUCCUCAGCUCAGGUGUUGACUCUGGACUCCACGGUGCACGUGAAACACUCAGAUCACACGUCGGGCUUCACGUCUCCCUCCCACUUCAGCAGUCCAUCCGUACAGGUCCGAGUCUAUCCCGGCGGCAGCGGGGCGCCUGUAAGUCCUGACUCGGCGGCCCUGCACAGCCAAAGUGACACCGACUGCAUAUCCAAUGCCAGCAGCUUGUCUGCGCAGCAGCCGCCCAACCGGACGUCUCCCUCUCCGAGAGCAAACCAGGCCAACAGCGAGGAUGAGGGCAGCCACACCGCCACGGUCACCGUGCAGCCCAGAGGUCCGCUCGCUCGAGGGAUGUGUAGCACCGGAUCAGCCGACGCAAGACUGGAGAGAACAGCCUCACUGGAAGAUCCGGUGGUCCUUUCACUGUUAAGACAGAGCCUUAGGGAGAAGCACACUCGACAUAUAGCUGAUCUCAGAGCUUACUACGAGGCAGAAAUAAGUGCACUAAAAGAUAAACUGGACCUGGUGAAUUUACCUCUUGACAUGGAGAAAAGCAACCAGAUGUUACUUGAAAGAUGUCAGCACCUGGAGCGAGCGCUAACAGAGGCCAGCACACGCAUCCGAGACCUGGAGAUCAAAAACCAGAUCUUAGAAAAACAGCUGGCGGAGUGGCCUGAACGGUACGACGCUGCCAGCACAGCGGUCCGGGCCCUGCAGCAGAGAUUAGAGGAGACCAAACACAGCAGCCGCGAGAAAGACGGUACCGUGAACAAACUGAAGAACCGCCUGCGACAGCUGGAAGAAGCCGUCCAACGCGCCUGUAAGGAGGUGGAUGAGAAGGAGGCGUGUCUGAUGAAAGAACACAAGAUGUUGCAGGAUCUGCUAAAUGAAUACGAUGGGUUGAGAAGAGAGCACGAGGGAACGAAGGACAAGUUAACUUCAGCUGAAAACAAGCUGUUUGAUGCCAACGAACAAAUAUGUGACUUGAAAAGGAUCAUCUCAAAGCUGGAGUCUCAAUUUCGACAGUUACAGCACGAGAGUUUGGCUAAAACCCGUCAGUCUCUCCAUGGUCACUCUCAGCCGUCUGGUGCAGGUUUAUUCCAUCACCCUGAUCUGCUGAUGUCACCGAGUAGAAGACAGCGAGAUGUUGAGAGCAGCGUAAGGAACGUUGCCGGUCUCGGGACCGAACACUUACCUGGAUCAUCUUCAGACCGGACAUCCAGAGAAUGGCUGUCUCCUCCAGAGAGAGAGCAGAUACAGCUUCACACCGAUGAGCAGAAGAAGAAAGAUGUUCCUCUGACACCCAUGAUGAAAGCUCUGAUUCAGAUGGAGGACACCAAAGCCACGGAGGGUCGAGCUCUGUCCAGGACCAACUGCAGUUCCUCUAGGUUGCCCAGAAGACGACCUACAGUGGCGUUUGUUGAAUCAUCUGUCAGAGAGGCGGUACAGGACAGGAGCGGAGCUGGAUUAAUAGCUCAAAGGAGUCUCUCCCCAGAGGGUCACAGAUCUUCCUCUCUGCCCCCUCGAACACAGAGAGGCGUUCCUCUGUCCACACCCACAAAAAGAGACACCUUAAUGACGCCUCUGUCCGCAAAAUCCAGCCCUAAACGCUGUCCGUCAGAAAACUUCUCCACCGCGUUAGGUCACCCUCUUCCUUCCCAAGAGCACCUGCAGAGCAGGUUUGAUUUAGUUUGUGAUCGAAAUGGUGCCAAUUCCUCUCAGCCAUCCCAUCCAAGCCCAAGAAAGAGGUUACAGUUUAUGACAUCUGACAGACCAGAAGUUAAGGCUCAGUCUAGUGUGAACUCAUCUGAUGCUCCAGAGAGCAGCGAAUCAGACGAGCGUACAGGCAGACACAGAUGGCAGGAACAGGAAACGCCAAUCAGUUCACUGCAGACACAAGACUCUGGUGAUGACGCGCAGCUCUCCUGUCAGCCUCGCGUUCAGUCAUUGGCCGACGCAGAACGUCUCUUUGAUGAGCUCACACAGGAAAAGCAGCAGAUUGAAGCGGCGCUGAGCAGGAUUCCUGGAGCCGGGGCUCGAGUCACGUUGCAGAGCAGGUUAGACGAGGUGUCAUUGGAGAAUCGCUUAGAAAAGGUGAACCGUGACCUCGGGUUUAUUCGCAUGACUUUGAAAAGAUUCAACAUCCUGCGGACAUCUGCUAACAUCUAGCCUGAAGUCGCGAAAUAUGAUUUCAUGUUUAAUUGGCUUCCUGUAUCCCGGACCAUAUGAAUUAUUAUUAGGAUUGACUCUAAUGUACAUGUUUAGUAAAUAUUUGUACUUUUGUUACCGUAUGAUCUAUUUUGUAUGUUUUAUUACACAAUGAAGUAUAUUUUAAUAAUAGCAGAUUUGUAAAAAAACAUUUACUUUUUUAAAUUGUGCCUGACUCCUUCGGAUGAAUGAAAAUGUAUAUAUUUUUAUUUUCAGUUUUGCUGCUAAUCAAUGAAUGGCAAAAAUAGUCCUGCAGGGCAGAUCAUUUGCAGUGUUUAAAUGCAUAUGUUUUUUUUUACAUUUCUUAAUUUAAAUGACUUUUUUAUGUUUUUACACUGUGCUUAAGUAUUUUUUGCUUUCAUUCAUUGUAUGAACAUUAUUAGUCAUACGACAACAUUGCCUGUGCCAUAUGUGAUGCGAGCAGAUGAUUGAUUGUAUGCGAUGACAAAGAGUUGAAUUGCCUUGUUAACAUCAUCUCAUGCACAGAAAACAAACCCGAACCAGCAAACCGUUUACACAGUUUUCAAAGUUAGAUCUCUGACAUUUUGAAAUGCAACAUGCACAGGAAGUAUUGCUAACUUUGAUGCAUGAAUUUUGAAUUAUACUCUUGUCUGCUUUUCCAUUUUUAGAUGUCGACAGUUCAUUUUUCCCUCGAGCUCAUGAAAUCUAUUUACUGUUACACUGAAAUGUUUCACAAUUAAAUCUGCAUACUGAA
This is a messenger RNA of Misgurnus anguillicaudatus (oriental weatherfish), 4424 nucleotides long. NCBI's taxonomy places the organism in Eukaryota, Metazoa, Chordata, Actinopteri, Cypriniformes, Cobitidae. The record is from RefSeq and is a predicted model, not a curated record.